UGUCUAAGUUACCUCCCUUGCAAGGGCGAUUUCCAUUGCACAAUGUCCAAAAUGUUGCACUGAUGUGAGCAACGUCCAGGCAAACUACACGGACAAUACACUUAUCAGUUUGUGUACAGAUGUGAGAAGUUGUGCUGAGGUUUUCUGAUUGUCUUCUUAUUCGGUGAACAUAUAUUCCUACAGGUGCCAACUUUCUCCUGAUGGCUGAGACCAAGAAUCCUGAAACUAGGUACUUCAUUGCUAAAUGUGCCAACAUCGCAUCUCUGAAGAAGUGCUGUGUUUCUGGCAUCUGGGCCUGUAGAGACAGAACCACCUCUCAAGAACAGCCAAGAACCGUUCUAUCUCAAGGCCUCCAAGAGGGUCACGUGGUGUUGAUAUUCAGUGUGAACAACUGCCAUGGUUGGCAUGGUUACUGUGAAAUGAUUGACAGACCUGGGGACUAUGACCCAGAUCACAAAGAUGAGAAAGGCCAAGUGGAUGGAGAAUCAGGGGAGACAAUUCAGUGGCAUUAUUUUCGAGUUGUAUGGAAAUGUUUAUUUGUGAGUGAAUUCAGUGACCAGUGUGUUCCGUUUAGGGAAACUGAGUUCAUGCUUCCAGAUGGUACCUCUGUAAAUAAGUCAAGAAACUGGCAAGAGGUAUCACCAAGUAUUGGUGAGAAAAUGUGCCAUCUUAUUGAAAAAUUAUACAGUGAAUUGACUUCGAAACGUAAACAAAAAGAGGAUGAAAAGCAUGCUCAACUUCCACCUCCCUUCCUGGCAUUAGAUGACAGUGGGAGUGUGAAGGACUAUUGGGCGAGUGUUGUUGAGAAGGUUGAGAGGGAGCUGGGCAGAGUUCAUUUAGCAUGUCCAUUUGGAAGUCAGAGAUACAACCUGGAUGGGCCCGAGAGUGACAUUGAUGUAUUUAUUGUGUAUCAGGCUGACACUGCCAGCAUCCUGGGCUUCAGGCCUCCAAAACAGACAAUCAAGAACAGUGAUAGAGAGCGAUGUGACUACACGAUUCUUGAGCUGCACCGGUACUGUGAGCUGCUGUGUGGAGGCGACCCACGGUGUGUGGAGACCCUGUACCUCCACCAGUCUACCAUCAUCCACAGCUCCACACAGUGGCGGCAACUCACUCAACUGGCUCCACUCAUGCUGACAAGACAAUGUCUGGACAAGUAUUUGCGAGAUGCUCAGGGGUCAAAUGGGGUUAAACAGUACAGGAAGUGGUGCGAUGAAAACCCAGGUUGCAGCGACCUUCCAGCUAAAAUCAACAAGCUCUGUUACAUCAUCAUCAGACUGCUUCAGAAUGCAAGAGAUGUGGUCAAGAAGGGGCCAGUCCAUGUCUUCCGUGAAGAGGGGAGUGAGGAAAGGAGUGUCAUCUUGUCUGUCCGCCGGGGGGAACUUACAGCCAGCCAGGUGUGGCAGAAUAUACUCAGCCUACAGAAAGAAAUAGAAUACGAUCAGAAUGAUCUCACCACAGACAGUCCAGCAUCUUCACUUGAGAAAUGGCUUCUUCAGCAGAGAUACUGUAAUUUUACUGAGAAAUUCCCUUUGCCCAAAAAUAACGAAUAAGGGGUGAUAAUGAGGU
Haliotis rubra (blacklip abalone) is the source of this 1569-nucleotide messenger RNA. RefSeq lists its product as uncharacterized. NCBI's taxonomy places the organism in Eukaryota, Metazoa, Mollusca, Gastropoda, Lepetellida, Haliotidae. The transcript is spliced from 7 exons. Gene Ontology annotation, molecular function: RNA binding. The record is from RefSeq and is a predicted model, not a curated record. Bases 201 to 1553 code for a protein of 450 amino acids.